Messenger RNA from Camarhynchus parvulus, 636 nucleotides. Its product is annotated as Ig kappa chain V19-17-like. Bases 1 to 636 code for a protein of 211 amino acids. The record is from RefSeq and is a predicted model, not a curated record. Lineage: Eukaryota; Metazoa; Chordata; Aves; Passeriformes; Thraupidae. Gene Ontology annotation, biological process: immunoglobulin production; immune response. The transcript has 3 exons.
AUGAGGCUGACUAUUUCUAUGGUAGCUGGGACAGCAGUGGUACUGGGGAUGAGUAAUGGGGAAGCUUCCUGGUCCAGUCAGUCAUCCUCGGUGCCAUCCAACCUGGGACAAACUGUCUGGGCUAUAUGCUCUGGGAGCAACAGUGGCUAUGGCUGGUACCAGCAGAAGGUCCCUGGCAGUGCCCCUGUCACUGUGAUCUACUGGGAUGACCUAAAGACCCUCAGAUAUUCCUUCACAAUUCUCUGGUUUUGUGUCUGGCUCCAGAGGGUCACUGGUGUUCAAGCUGAGGGCAAGGCCGACUACUACUGUGGUAGCUUUGACAGCAGCAGUGCUGAUCUCAUGGUGACAACUGUCCCACAGGCAAGCAAGAUCUUGAGUGUCAAAAAGCCUGGUUUUGGUGCCUCAUUCCACUCCACCAGGAGCAGCAACAAUGCUUAUGGCUGGUACCAGCAGAAGGUCCCUGGCACUGCCCCUGUCACUGUGAUCUAUGCUGGUAACAGCAGACCCUCGGACAUCCCUUCGCGAUUCUCCGCAUCCACAUCCGGCUCCUCGAACACGUUAACCAUCACUGGGGUCCAAGCCGAGGACGAGGCUGUCUAUUUCUGUGGUGGUGAGGACAGCAGCAGCAGUGCUUAG